Molecule: messenger RNA, 774 nt
Organism: Lathyrus sativus (Indian pea)
Lineage: Eukaryota; Viridiplantae; Streptophyta; Magnoliopsida; Fabales; Fabaceae
Source: the annotation of a GenBank genome assembly
AUGGCCUCCUUCAACACCAUUUGGAUUUUCUCUCUCGCUCUUCUCCUCGUCGCUUCUCCUUUCCUCCAAGUUGUUAGGUGUCAGUCUGAAUCAGGUGAAGCUGUGGAGACUACUGAAAGUGAUAUUGGCAUUGUUGGUGAUGAUGCACAAGACUUUGAUGGGGUUGGAACCUUUUCUGCUGCUCCGGGGAUUGAAACAAUAAGUGUAUUUCCGAGAAAUAUUGCAAAAUUGGUUACAGCUGGAGAAGAGACCGAGCUGCUAGUUGGUGUUAAAAAUGAUGGCGAGUCCGACUUGAAUGUUGUUGCAAUCAAGGCCAGUAUUCACCUUCCUGUCGAUCAUCAUCUGCUUGUUCAGAAUCUUACUGCUCAGGUUUUCAACAAUGGUUCUGUACCAGCCUCAGCGCAAGCUACUUUCCCAUACAUAUUUGCAGUCAGUAAAUUCUUGCAGCCUGGAAGUUUUGAUCUUGUUGGCACUAUUAUCUAUGAGAUAGACGAGCAUCCAUACCAAAGCACCUUCUUUAAUGGAACUAUUGAAGUUGUUGAAUCUGGUGGGUUUCUUAGCAUCGAAUCUGUUUUUCUUGUUACUCUUGGAGCUGCCCUCCUUGUCCUCUUGGGGCUUUGGAUUCAUGGUCAAGUACAAAACCUAUCUAAGAAAUCAAAGAGAGCUCCGAAAGUUGAAGUUGGAACUAGGUCUAUAGAUGCUUCGACAGACGAAUGGCUACAGGGAACUGCAUAUACUCAGUCUCUUUCCAGCAAAUCAAAGAAGAAGAAGUAG